Orbicella faveolata is the source of this 3993-nucleotide messenger RNA. RefSeq lists its product as uncharacterized. Gene Ontology annotation, molecular function: iron ion binding; monooxygenase activity; oxidoreductase activity, acting on paired donors, with incorporation or reduction of molecular oxygen. Lineage: Eukaryota; Metazoa; Cnidaria; Anthozoa; Scleractinia; Merulinidae. The record is from RefSeq and is a predicted model, not a curated record.
UCAAGAAAAGGGCGAAGAAGACUAGAAAAUGGUGUCGUGUCUGCCACGAUUUAUUGGUCUUUUUUUACUCUAUUUACUAUUUACUUUAAAAGAAUGAUAUCCUUCUAGUUCAAAGAACGUUCACUUAUCACGGAAAUCUAAUUGGUAAAUCACACUUCUCGUGUUUGGAAAAUAGCAAAGCACACAUCACGUUAUGAUUUCCUGUCAAGCGGCCGGCAGGUUUCUUUCACAGGUCACAGGUCACAGGUCACAGGUCACCAAAAAAUACGCUAAAACGUCAUAAAACAGAUGCAUACAAGUGCGUCCCAAGUGCGAAAAAACGCAUAGGGGAAAUCAGUUGUAGCACUGAAAUAAAAAAAAAUUGAUCCAAAGAAAGCUAAGACUUAUUUCUGUUGAAAAUAUAAAUUGUUUGUAGCCUUUCAAUAUAAUAUGAAAACGAAAGAGGCUUACACUGAUCCGUGAAUUAUGCAUUUACUUACGCGUGAUCUGUGAACCAAUGACUUUUGCGGGAAUAAUUCACUUUUUUUGGAGAUUUUAUCGUCAUUAAAGCUCGUAAACUACACCAAACUAGAUGUAAAACCUGCCCAUUCCACGCGACUGAGAACUAACCACAGCGACAGUGAACCAGGAGGACCUAGAAUCUAGUCUGUCACGAUGUGUCACACAUGCACACRGCAUUUCGAUGCAUCAAAAUGGAGGGUUCUGUAUGUUUUGCGAAACGUGGAUAGAAUUUGUAUUUUUAUGUAACACAUGAUUUAGCCUUUGCAUUUUUACGUGAAAAGUGAUUUUUUUCUGUUAACGUGAAGCUGUUUUCGAAUUUUUUGUGAUGCGUGAAAAGGCCGAUUACAAUGCGUGAAAUUGUUUUCAGAGUAGGUAUAGGGAACCUUCUUGUUUCUGUUUAGUACACACUCGUUGUAAAGAUUUCAAAAAAAAUGUAGAAAUAAAACAGUUCAAUUUACUAUCAUAAUGAAUUAUCUUAUUACGAUAAAAUAUAUUAACGCUACAUCUCUGAAAGCUACAUUUCAACCCAUUUCGUACAUAUACCACCCCUAGAAAUUUUUUCAUUAAAAUUAUAGAAUAAAACAUUUUUAGUUAGGGUUUGUUGCAUGGAAACAUCGAUAAACCUCUCGGGAAUCUCAGAAAUUGCUACAUCGCGAAAUUUACUGAGUGUUUUGAUUGUGACCUGUGACCUGUGAAAGAAACCUGCCGUCAAGCGGCAAAUUUGGUCUAGCCCUACCCUACCCUAGUAAGUACAUUAUCCUGGCCUAUCUAACCCAGUGCCCUGACGUGCAAUCCUUCGGCAUCACGAUUCAGCAUUUUCAUUAUGGACGUUCUUUCCAAGAUUUUCAAUGCAAAGUUCAUUUUCCUGUCGUUUUUGGCAUGUGUCAUUCUGUGGUUGGUGUAUAAAUUCAUAGAAGAAAAGUUGUCUCCGCUGCAGAAGAUUCCCAGCCCACCUGGCAAAUGGCCUCUGGUCGGCCAUCUCUUCACUUUUCUUCGUGGGGAUGUUCUUGAAUUGUUACGCUCGUGGAGUGAGCAGUAUUCACCGAUGUUUGUUUAUCAUCCAGGAUUGAGGACUGGAAUAGGUGGUUACACAGUAUGUCUGACAGACCCUGAGUUAAUCAGAUAUGUGGCAGUCAAUGGACACAAAUUUCACAGACCAGACUUUGUUAAACGACAGAUUCCAAGUAUUGGCAAUGGUUUGUUUUCAUCGAAUGGUAAAGCACAUGCUCGUCAGAAAAGGAUGGUUGGUCCUGCAUUUACUACAAAGAACUUAAAAGGAUUUUCAAGAAUCUUUCAAGAGAAUGUUGAAAAUCUUGUUAAGUUGUGGUCAAGCAAGCUUGAAGAUCCUGUUGCAGUUCACGAUGACUUAUCGCACCUAACCCUAGAUGUUAUUGGUCAAUGUGCAUUUGGUUGCAACUUUAACACUGUGCUGGCGGGAGAGAGUAAAGUCUCUGAAGCAGUUAAUGCUGUUAUUGGCGGAAUGAGUUUCAGAUAUAUGGUAUGCAAGGGCUUGAUUCCUUUUUUUGAGUUACUGCCAAUUGCUGAGACAAGAAGAAUCAAAGAAGCUAGAGAAAUAGCAGACAACACAGUGCUUGAAGUGAUCCAAGAGCGUCGUAAAGAGAGGAAAACUGGGAUUGUUAAAGAAAAGAAAGAUCUUCUUGAUUUCCUGAUGGACAUGUAUGAUGAGGAAACAGGCACAAAAAUGGAAGAUGAGGAAUUACGAGCUCAGGUGUUUACUUUCAUGGUGGCUGGCCACGAGACCACUAGUGUGGCUCUUGCCUGGACUCUCUACGAACUGGCAAAGAAUCCCCUCAUCCAGGAAAAAGUGAGAGCUGAAAUAAACACAGUGCUCUGUGAAGGUGAUGAGUUGACAUGGGAUACAGUCGAAGAGCUCAAGUACCUUGAAAAUGUCAUCAAGGAAUCUCUGCGACUCCACCCCCCUGCCCACCUUACUGGUCGUAUUCCGAUCUCUGAUGAAAUUGUUGGGGGAUAUCUUAUUCCUAAGGGGGCAGAUAUUUUAUUGCCCAUCGAUUCAUUGCAGCAUAUGUCUCAACAUUGGCAAAAUCCUGAUGAAUUUUAUCCUGAAAGAUUCAACGAGAAAGAUGGCCGAUCAAGUGUACAGCCUUACUCCUACUUUCCAUUUGGGGUUGGCCCGCGCAUGUGUAUCGGUAAUAAGUUUGCUAAGAUGGAAAUGAAAGUGAUGUUGGCAAAUUUGUUGAAGACCUUCUCUUUCAGCGAGGUUCCUGGGUGUACAGUUAAAGCAGUUCCAUUGCUUACUGCCCGCCCAAAGGGACUUGAACUGCUUAUAAGACUCGCAGAUCCUGAUAACUGAAGAGCUCAUAGCUAGACAGGCUCCGUAUUUACACUAUACCAGAGACGUGCACACUUCGAAACAGGCUGUCAGUCCGGAAAGGUCUAGGUUCGGGUUAUGUUGACGAAACAUCACAAAACAGGAUUUGAAACAUUUACGACUUCCUCGGACGGGUGUGGUUCACUUCUCUCUUGACACUCAAAGUAUGGUUCACGAGUGUCACCUAUCGGCACGUCGAGGAUAGAAAAGCCACGUAUUAUUCUUUCAGCAGCACGAACCUAACGAAACGCGACAAUUCAACUCGGAAUAACAUAUGACUUACUCGUAAUGUGUGCGACGUAAGUGUGCCAGAUUGCAAAUUCCAAUUUUAAAAACUACGCAACGCCAACCCGUGGUUCACAAUCCGUUCCACCAAUAAAUGGAUGUCAAACGAAUGCACCCACUGCUGCAGGCCUUAAUUGCAUGUUUCGAUAAACCAGGCGCUCCCGCUAAAACACGAGGAGCGUACCUGUUUGAAAUCACUCAGUUUCUUGAAUGUUUCUCGCGAAAAGAGUGUGCAGUAAAUUUAGAGUAUAGACUUGAGACGUUUUAGCUCACUUAUAUAUAGUGACAGACCAGGCAUCUUUUCGAGCAUGUCACACAUUGUAUUAGUAUUAAAGGGCUAGGAUUCUAUAUCUUACAUGUUUGGCCCAACACCCUCAACACCAUUGUGGGUAAAGAAAGCCCAGGGUUUUCCUCUUGAGAACGGAGUGGAAAGAAGGUGAUAUAUUUAGAUUUCCGCCCAGUUAGCCGUUCUCCCUCAAAUCCCCCUUCCAAAAGAUUCUUCCGUGUUUCGCCGAUAUCUUCAAUGUUUGCAUACACUACACCCAUAGUUGAGUUUGUCUCAAGGCUUUUAAGAUCUUUCCAAAGUUUGGCUUGAGAGCAAGGCACCCCAAAUAAACGUUGUCCCAUUGUACUUUUUUGAGGGGAAAGGUAUGGCUUAAGAUACACUGAAACAAAGUGGACAACCUUUUGACAUGCUAACUCUUUUGCACCUUGUUUGUACUGCUGGCUUGUUUUAAUAGUUCUUUUGGUCACCGUGUCAACGCCUGCCUGGUUAAAGAGCGCGUUUUGUAUGUCUCGGUGUGUGGAAACUUGUUUCAACGUGUUACUGAACUUUGCAAGGGGUUUAAGUCAUUCGC